Molecule: messenger RNA, 828 nt
Organism: Hibiscus syriacus
Lineage: Eukaryota; Viridiplantae; Streptophyta; Magnoliopsida; Malvales; Malvaceae
Product: ethylene-responsive transcription factor ERF003-like
Exons: 2
Coding region: 101-652 (183 amino acids)
Biological process (GO): regulation of DNA-templated transcription
Molecular function (GO): DNA binding; DNA-binding transcription factor activity
Source: RefSeq, a predicted model, not a curated record
UCAGAACUCCCCUUCCCUUUCUUCUCUGCUCAUUUUCGUUUUGCCUUUGUUCUCUCUCUGACAUAUCACAAACACUUAGGUUUCUCAUUGAAAAUCCAGCAUGGCAAGACCUCAACAGCGAUUCCGUGGCGUUCGUCAAAGACAUUGGGGUUCUUGGGUCUCUGAAAUUCGACACCCCAUCUUGAAGACUAGAAUAUGGCUAGGCACAUUUGAAACGGCGGAGGAUGCAGCAAGAGCGUAUGACAAGGCGGCAAGGCUUAUGUGCGGAGCCAAGGCACGAACCAAUUUCCCAUACAAUCCCAAUGACACCCAAUAUUCUUCAUCAACGCUUCUCUCGGCUACCUUGGCAGCUAAGUUACAUAAAUGUCACAUGGCAGCACUGCAGCAUGCAAAGAAAAAUGCAGCAAAAGACUUUUAUGCAACACAUUGUCAACCUUCUGCUGCUUCCGGCUAUGGCAUUUCGGGAAGCAAUAUCGGAGGAACCGUUUGCUGGCGGCAGUCGGAGAACAAAUGGGAAGGAAAUGAAGAAAGUCAAGGUGGGAGUGAAGAACAGUUCAUCCCAUUGGAAGAUGAUGGUGUAGAGCAGAUGAUAGAGGAAUUGAUUCAUUAUGGAUCUAUUGAACUUUGUCCUGUAGGUUCAAACUUAGCCUAGAAUGUAAGCAUUUCCCAUACGUGUUCAUGGAAUUACUUCUUUAAUAUUGAUUUUUGGUGUGCUUUUUUUUUGUAUUUCUUGGUAAUUUGUUAGAGGAUUAGAUAUAUGCUACAUUAUGCAAUGGUUGAUUUGCAUAAAGUAGUGUGAAUACAUUGAUGGAGUAAAGUAUUUAACAU